Alternaria burnsii is the source of this 156-nucleotide messenger RNA. RefSeq lists its product as uncharacterized. The coding region runs from base 1 to 156 and encodes 51 amino acids. The record is from RefSeq and is a predicted model, not a curated record. The transcript has a single exon. NCBI's taxonomy places the organism in Eukaryota, Fungi, Ascomycota, Dothideomycetes, Pleosporales, Pleosporaceae.
AUGAAAGAAUUAUUAAUGGAUGGAACAUAUCUGCAAACUCGCAAGGGCCGUUCGGAUCCAAGCGUUUUCGUUCGUUUUACAACGUGUCCUGGUCGCUUCACAGCGGAGGAACAGGAAGAUGAUCGAGACCGUGGGUACGUCUGGGUACCUAGGUAG